Sphenostylis stenocarpa is the source of this 660-nucleotide messenger RNA. The record is from the annotation of a GenBank genome assembly. Lineage: Eukaryota; Viridiplantae; Streptophyta; Magnoliopsida; Fabales; Fabaceae.
AUGGAAGCUAAUAGAAGACGAGUGGUCCAUCGCAGAAAGCCUCUCUCUGAUAUCACCAACAAUUCUCCCUUCGUUUCCCCCAAACCUCACAAAACUAACCCCUCUUUUUCUUCUCACUCCUCUGCACUCGGUAAACGUGCCGCUGAAUGCAGCAGCACCGUUGCCGCCACCACCAAUCUCGAUAAUGCCCCAAACCCUAUCUCUCCUUCACCACCCGUUCCCUCCACACCAUCGCUCAAAACGCCCUCUCUACCCGGCGAUUCAACCACUCCCUCUUCAAUUCAGAUUGUUGAUGCUGAAUCUUCUGAUGAUGUCGAAACUUCUGAGCCUGUUCAGGCUAUUUCAGUAGUGUACAGCCGAAGACGUUCUUCGAAUAAAAGACAGAAGGAUAAAGGGAAGGCAGUGGCUAUUCCCGUUAGUAGCACGCCCAAUUUCAAGAUAUCUGGCAGUCGCGAGCAGAAUGAUGAGUUUGAAGGUGUGAACCCAUCCAAGGCCAAUGCAUUGACUUUUCCUCGUGCAAAGAAACAGCGUACUUUGUCAUCUGAAAAAGAUGCGAGCAAGGAUCAGCAGCUGCAAGAAUAUAUAAAAAAACAGAAUGCUUACUUUAAAGAGAUUGAUGAAUUUGAUCUGGAGGUUGAAUCUGGAGAGGAGUUGGAUUAG